Caenorhabditis auriculariae is the source of this 1434-nucleotide messenger RNA. Lineage: Eukaryota; Metazoa; Nematoda; Chromadorea; Rhabditida; Rhabditidae. The record is from the annotation of a GenBank genome assembly.
AUGCCUAUCGCUAGCAAAACGCAAGAAGCGUCGGUAAAAAAAAAAGAGAGAAUGUCCCCCAGGUACGCAGGAAAAAAGAGAGAAGAGAAGCAAAAAAUCGGGUUCUUUCGUGCUAAUGAACACAGGGCAAGACAGACUUGAUCACCUUCGGCUAGGGGCAAAAAGGUAUUUUACAGCGCCUAUUGGCACGUCGACGCCGCCUCCAAGGAGGCUUUCACCUAUAAAAGGGCCGCCGAGCGGAGGACAAGCCAGUGCCAGACAUGGACCUCGAACAUCGCAUCAAGGCCUACCGGUUCGUCGCCUACUCGGCGGUCACCUUCUCCGUCGUCGCCGUCCUUUCGGUGUGCGUCACCCUGCCGAUGGUGUACAACUACGUCCACCAUGUCAAGCGCACCAUGCACAACGAGAUCACCUUCUGCAAGGUUCGCCUUUUCUUUCAUUUUUAAGCUGAUAUUCAUUUAAUAUCGAGAAGUUGGUUAUAGUAAAGUUUUGGAGCUGUCAAGACUUUUUCUAAGCUCAAAAAUCUUUGCUGAACUGUUUGUAGAAACAAAUUUCUUGCUCGUAGGCCCGAAAUUUCACUGAAAAUUUUCCUCUUCCUCCAGUUUUUUAACAAUUGAAGCUUUCAGGGAUCCGCCAAGGACAUCUGGUCCGAGGUCAACCACCUGAAGAACAUCCCAUCCGCCAACAGAACUGCCCGUCAAGCCGGCUACGGUGAUGCCGGAGUCAGCGGUGGAUCCGCCUCUGCCGGAGGCUGCGACGCUUGCUGCCUUCCAGGACCAGCUGGACCAGCCGGUACCCCAGGAAAGGCUGGACGCCCAGGAAAGCCAGGAGCCCCCGGACUCCCCGGAAACCCAGGCCGCCCACCACAGCAGCCAUGCGAGCCAGUCACCCCACCACCAUGCAAGCCUUGCCCAGCUGGACCAGCCGGACCCCCAGGACCACCAGGACCAGCCGGAGACGCCGGAUCCAACGGAGCUCCAGGAGCGCCAGGAAACGACGGAGCUCCAGGAGCCCCAGGACCAAAGGGACCAUCUGGACCAAACGGACAGCCAGGAGCGCCAGGAGCUCCAGGAGCCCCAGGACAGGACGCUCCAUCCGAGCCAAUCACCCCAGGAGCACCAGGACCAGCUGGAGCCCCAGGACCACAAGGACCACCAGGAGCCCCAGGAGCUCCAGGAAACGACGGAGCCCCAGGACAAGCUGGACCAAAGGGACCCAACGGAAACCCUGGACAGCCAGGAGCCGACGGAAACCCAGGAGCCCCAGGACAAGCUGGACCACCAGGAGGAUCCGGCGAGAAGGGUAUCUGCCCCAAGUGCGUUGGUUUCUUUAGAACUCUCUCGAAAAACCUGAAAUACAUACCUAAAAUUGACUUUUUCCAGGUACUGCGCCAUCGACGGCGGAGUUUUCUUCGAGGACGGAACUCGGCGCUAA